Molecule: messenger RNA, 6986 nt
Organism: Schistocerca americana (American grasshopper)
Lineage: Eukaryota; Metazoa; Arthropoda; Insecta; Orthoptera; Acrididae
Product: LARGE xylosyl- and glucuronyltransferase 1-like
Exons: 13
Coding region: 579-2633 (684 amino acids)
Biological process (GO): protein O-linked glycosylation via mannose
Molecular function (GO): glucuronosyltransferase activity; xylosyltransferase activity
Source: RefSeq, a predicted model, not a curated record
GCGUUGUGUUGUGAUUUUGAUGUUUAUCCGAUCUCGGAGAAAUUGCGUUGGCUUCAUGAGGAGUACGAGUAAAUAAGGAAACUAUCUUAUUUAAUUGCGCAUUUGGCAGUAGUGACGAGCUGUUCUGGCAGAAAAUUCACAAAGUCCAGGUUUCAGGCGUGAACUGUAGUUAUUACAUACAGUGCAUAUAUUAGAAAAUUAUGUGUGUGAACACCUUAUGUGUUCAGGGUGGUGCGAGAAGUACACAGCGAACAGCAGGUAGUUCGCAUUCAAUUUGAUAACGCGUCAGACAGGUAAUUACGACGGUGGCAUUGUUUGUGUUUAUGUAGGCUACUUGUUGGUAGUGCAUUAGUUGCCGCGUACUCGUUUUCUGUCAAUUAAUGCUUUGUGCUUUAGAGGGGCGAUAGCGGGGCAGGAAGGAUUGCAUAUUAAUCAGGAUUGCUCGCCGAAGACGUCGAAAUGCCUUUCCUUGUUCCGUGGUUAGACAUUGGUUGAGCAGCUUUCUACUUGGUGGUCUUGUUGCGUGUCUGGUCCUCUACUACGUUUACUUCGAUCAUCAUGUGGAUACUAGCAGCAACAUGCUUGGAUUUACGGGCCGAGAGGCUCGAUUGGCUGGACGUGUGCGUGAGAUGGAAGAGCAAAACCAACUACUGCGACGACAGUUGAGUAUAUCACAGAGCCAUCUUGUGGCUGCUAUGCAUGGCAGUAGUGCCACCAACAGCACUCCAACACACCACUCUCCUGUCAACGGUCGGAACUGCCCUACUCAGGAGGCUGAUGUGCCAAAAUGUGAAGUCAUACAUGUUGCCAUUGUUUGCGCUGGAUACAAUUCCAGUCGAUCGGUUGUGACAUUAAUAAAGUCUAUAUUGUUCUACAGUAAAAAUCCACUACACUUUCACUUAAUAGCAGACUCAGUUGCACAGGUGAUUUUGCAGACGCUGUUCUAUACAUGGAGUGUCCCACAAGCCGAAGUGAGUUUCUAUUUGGCAGAUAAUGUUGUUCCGGAUGUUUCAUGGAUACCAAACAAACAUUAUUCAGGAGUAUAUGGACUUUUGAAAUUAACACUACCGAAAGUUCUACCUGACACAUUACAGAAAGCAAUUGUGCUGGACACGGAUGUAACAUUUGCAACUGACAUAGCUGAGCUCUGGAAAAUCUUCUCCAAACUAGAUCCCAAGCAGGCUAUUGGACUGGUAGAAAAUCAGAGUGAUUGGUACCUUGGUAAACUCUGGAAGAAACACCGCCCUUGGCCAGCAUUAGGCAGAGGGUAUAACACAGGAGUGAUACUUCUGCAAUUGCAACGCUUGCGUGAACUGGGAUGGGGCCACUUGUGGCGCCUCAUUGCUGAGAAGGAUCUUAUUACCAUGCUUGCCACAAGCCUUGCAGACCAGGACAUAUUCAAUGCAAUAAUAAAGCAACAUCCAUAUCUGGUGUAUAAUUUACCUUGUCAGUGGAAUGUACAACUCAGUGAUAAUACUCGAAGUGAACUGUGCUACACAGAAGUCACUGACCUGAAGGUAAUACACUGGAAUUCUCCAAAAAAAUUAAAAGUAAAAAACAAGCACGUUGAGUUUUUUCGAAACUUGUACCUAACAUUUUUGGAAUAUGAUGGUAAUCUACUAAGGAGAGAACUUUUUGGUUGCAACAAUACCAAGCCCUCUUUGAAAGAAAGAGAACUCAGCAAGCUCAACGAAGAAGACCCGUGUUACGAAUUCCGCCGUGCACGAGUCAAUAGCCUCAGAACCCAUCUCUACUUUUUGGAUUAUGAAUAUGAGCCCUCUACUGAUGGUUGUGAUGUGACACUCGUAGCACAAUUGUCCAUGGAUCGUCUUCAGAUGGUUGAGGCACUGUGCAAGCACUGGGAAGGUCCUAUUAGUCUUACACUGUACAUGUCAGAUGCAGAAGCCCAACAGUUUCUCAGCUAUGCUCUCAGCUCAGAGAUACUAAAUGGGAGGAAAAACAUUGGGUACCACAUCGUCUAUAAGGAAGGUAGCUUCUAUCCAAUUAAUUUUCUCCGUAAUGUGGGAUUGCAGCAAGUGAAUACACCAUAUGUGUUUCUUGCUGACAUUGAUUUCUUACCAAUGUUUGGUCUUUAUCAGUAUUUGAAGAAAUCUAUUCAGCUUUUGAAUUUAGAAUCAUCGAAGAAGGCUUUGGUUGUGCCAGCCUUUGAAACACAGCGUUACCGCAUAUCAUUUCCAAAGAGUAAGGCAGAACUGUUGAACAUGUUGGAUAUGGGUACUCUUUUUACAUUCAGAUAUCAUGUUUGGACAAAAGGCCAUGCACCUACCAACUAUGCUCGGUGGAGAACAGCAACAACGCCAUAUAAAGUGCAGUGGGAGCCAGACUUUGAACCCUAUAUAGUUGUUCGUAAAGAUAUACCUGAGUAUGAUACCAGGUUUGUGGGAUUUGGAUGGAACAAAGUAUCCCACAUAAUGGAACUUGAAGCACAAGGAUUUGAAUUUGUAGUACUUCCAAAUGCAUUCAUUGUUCAUAUGCCACAUGCACCAAGCUUUGACAUAGCUAAGUUCAGAAGUUCGUCUCAAUACAGAAAAUGCUUGAAGAUCUUGAAAAAUGAAUUUGUGAAGGAUCUGACAAAACGUUACGGCAAAGUUUUUAAAAAUGAUGUAAACUGAUUUUGUGGCAAUUGUACCAGUUAUAUGUGGUCAUUCUUUUCCUGUAAAUGCUUGUUAUACACCAGUAUUUGGACACAGAGUCUUUAUUUAUAGUAUCUUGUUAAUAAAAACAGGUUUUCUGCCUGUCUUGCCAGAUUUUGAAAAUUAUUGACUGAAUGACAGCAUGUUUUAUCAUGUAUCUCAGCAGCAUUCUGUGAUAUUUACAAGUAAUUGUGUGUGCUUGAACAUUUAUUUAAGUUAUUGAUUGUAUGAUUAUGAUGUCUAAUACAGCUGUUAAUUUUGUUAUAUGUGUGGUGUAUGUGAUAGAGAGAGCCAUGUCUUGCCAGAAGAUAAUCUCUGCUUUAUUUUGCUAAUGCAGAACAGAAAAGAGUGAAUAUAAUUCUUCAUACUAAAAUGCUUCCUUUUUAUAUGACCAUGUGCUGAAUGGAAUUUGUAUAAUGGUCCUGAGAAUUGUGAUCUAAAAAAAUAAGUUAUUUUACAAAAGAAUAAUUCUGUUGACCUUUUUGUCAUGCCAGUAAUUUUCAUAAUUAUGAUUUUUGCAGUUUUUGUUUUAUGUAGAUUGUGUACAGCUUGAAUGUAAUAGUAACUAUUUAGAGGAUAUUCAAAAUUAAUUAUGAUGUUUUACUGUUAUUUAUGUGUUUGGUAGUGAUAGAAUUUGCUUUUUAGCAAACUGAAGUAUUUAAUGGUCACACAUUUAUAUUACAUAAUUUUAAAGACUGACAUCAUAUCUAAACACUGAGUACAUUUUGAUGAAAAAAGUGCAAAAUCUAGAAAGAUAUUAGAAACAAUUUUAGGAAAAUUAGAUCUCUUACCACUUCAUGCAAAGAGUUACACUGGAGAGUACAAUUAGUAAACUUGAUGACAUCUAAACUUUUGAAUAUGUAUUCAGGUUUCUCAACUCAAGUCGUAGGACAAGCAUACAGAAUGUCUCACAGUUGGUCUCCUGUGUGUGUGUGUGUGUGUGUGUGUGUGUGUGUGUGUGUGUGUGUGUGUUGGGGGAGGGGCCUUGUUUGGAAGGGUAGUAGGAGGAAGAAUGUAGGAUGUGAAUGUCAUGUUUGAGUCACCAUGUACCGACUUCUUAUUGGUUAGGCUGAAUGAGUGAGAGGUUAUCCCUUUUCCACCACUCCCCAAGCUGACUUUCCCUGUUCCAAGCUUUAAGAGUGGAUAGAAAGGAAUUGCACAAAUAGUACAGCUGUGUGGUUCAGAUAUGUUUGCUCUCUCACAGCAUCCUAAAGUUUACUUUGUCUCUAAUCGUCAUUAUCCACUAUUCUAAUGGCAUUUCUUCAUGCGGACCUCUGUAUGUGCUUUACUCCUCUGUACACAAUAAACUGAUGAUGAUUCAUAGCUACUGAGGAUUGUUUCACUUCCAUUGAAUGUUCAGAAGUUGUCCAAUCAUACAAAAAUGAGUCUUUCUGUCCGCUUAUCUGUAAUACAUUAUUUUUGUGUGUUUUUACCAUCAACUAACAAUCCCUGUACCAAGUGCCAAUUGUCUGCAUGUUUUUUUGUAUUUUACUACAAUUUUCUAUCGUUGUGACUUCUCUGAGUGUAACAGCAUCACCCAUGGACAGCUCCACAGAACUUCUGACAUCAUCCACUUGGUCAUUUGUAUAUAUUGUGAAAAAUUAUGGCCUUGUAACUCUCCUGGGGUGCCCCCAAAGUUACUUUCAUGGAUUUCUCCCUGUUUUCAGUGAUAUGCUGCAUAUUCUGUUUGCUAAUGUUUUCUUUACUAGGAUCUCAUCAAUCCAAUCGGAAAGUUGGCCUAAUGUUCCAUAUGCUUGUAUUUUAUUUAUUAGGCAACAAUGCAGAACAGUACCAAACAUCUUCUGGAAGUCAUAGAACAUGUCAUCAACCUGGUUGUCAGUAUUUACUGACUUCUGCAUCUUGUGAACAGAGUGAACGAGUAGGGUUUCACACAAUCAUUGUUUGGAAAUCCAUGUUGAUUUCUACAGAGAAGAUUUUUGAUCUCCAUAAAUACAGGGGCAUACAACUUGUUUCAAAUUCUAAAACUUACCGACAUAAAUGAUGUUUGCCAACAGUUUCGUGCAUCUGCUUGACGACCUUUCUUGAAAAUUUGGAAUUUUUCCAAUCACAGGUAUCUCAUCAGUUCCAGAUGUCUUUCUUCUGUUGAGAGAUUUCAGCUGAUUUUCUAUCAUGCAGUCACUUAUUUCAGUUUCUGACAUUUUGAAAUUUAUGCAGUGAUUUAAAGGAGGAAUCAUAGUCUGAUCUUCCUAAGUGACCCAAUUUUGGAAAAAAGUAAUUAAGUAUUUCAGCCUUUUCUCUGUCAUGCUCUGUUAUGAUGCUGUUGCGCCCACUGUGUGUCUGGACAGAUGGCCUUGAUCCAUUUACUGAACAUGAGAUCAAAACUUCUUAGGAUUUUCUGUUGGAUCGGAAGACAGAAUUUUAUUUUAAAGUUCUCUGAAUGCUUCACACAUGGCUCUCCGAAUGUUGCUUUUGGCUUCAUUCAGCUCUUGUUUGUCUGUGUGGCUUUAGGCUAUGAUUAAAUCUGCAAUGAAGCUCUUGUUGCUUUUGGAACAGCUCUCUGUCAGAGCUAUUAAACCACAGUAUGUCUUUCUCAUCCUUCGCAGUUCUACUCAGCUCAUACAUGUCUAUGCAUAAUGUAGUAAACUCUUCAGUUUUGUCCAUUUAUACUCAAAAUUGUUAAUCUCAGAGAUGAAUGUUUUCUGCUGACCAUGGAGGUAAUCUGAAAUCUGUUUCUUGUUACAUUUGCUAAACAAAAAUGUCUGCCUACCUUUAAUUACAUUCCUAUUUACAAAUGUAUUCAGUGAUGCCCUAAAGUUCUUGUCUUUCUAGUAUCACUUGUGCUCUACAAAAUGUGUUGUGUACAUGCUGUUUGGUGCUCUUUAUACAAACUGCUUUUAAUUAACCAUUACAUUUUGUGCAUGAAAUAAUCUCUCAAACAUUUUCUGCUUGGACUGUUCAUACGUCUUGCUAUGAUUUGAAAUUGUCAGAGAGGAUUACAGUCUUCACUGUACAGAAUGGCUGUGUUUUGGUACAAUAAUUGUAUUAUCCAAUAAGGGUUGUAUUUGUUCAUCCGACAACGAGUUUAAAGAGAGCUCCUAGCAAGUAUUCUGAGUCACUUCAGUUAAUUCUACAAAGUUUUAUGCAACCUCUCUGUACAAACCUCCUACUCUCAUUCACUUAUUCUUCCUCCUUACAUACUGCAUUAAUUACCCGAUAAGCACAUUCUCCCCUGACAGAAAAUCAGUACAUUCUGGUGCCAGCUACAUCCGUCAAUUCAUGCUACAGAUGUUUUGCAUGCGUAACAGCUGUUGAAAUGCUUUGAGAAAGCAAAAUUUGAAAUGAAGAAUGAAUGAGAGAGAGAGAGAGAGAGAGAGAAAAGCAGUGUAUGUGGUGCAUUUGCUCUUCAAAAUGUGUGACUUUAAGAUGGGUGGUGCUCUGUUGUUCCUAAAAUUGCGUGACAUAUAAACAGUUCGCUACUUGUGGGUAAUAUUUCAUCCUGUGAAAUGGCAAUAAACUUGUUACUUCUACUAGGGAAAAUAAUAUUUAAUGGCUUGUUUUUUAAUUGAUAGUUUUUCUACUACUGUUAUCAUUACUGUGAGCAUGGUGGAGCAGUUUUACUGAACAUUGGCUCUUUGAUGCUUGGGAACUUAGUUAAAUUUUAAUGCUUAGGACUCCACAAGAUAUUUGAACAUGUCAUAUUAGUUGAGACAAAUUUCCUAUGCAUUUGUUUUUACUCAUGCAAUUACUGUCUCAGGAGUAUCAGAUAAUUAUCUCCAAAAGUAAUACUGUUACAAAAUGCCAGGUAUUUUUGAUUUAACUGUAGUGGAAAGUAUUGAGCAGACAUUUAUACAAAAUUGUCUUGAACAAUGGUUUGAACAGAAACAAACAACGCUUCUGUGUGAUGAAUACUUAUUUUUAUUCACUCCAUUAUUUGUGUUUCAUUCAGUAUUUUUCAUUGUUGUACAAAAAUCCCUUUUACUUAGAAAUAAUAUGUAAAUAUUAUAUUCUGAUUCUGUUCUUAAUACGCUGUUUAACACUUAGGUUUUAAUUAUAGAUACAUAAUGCUCCUAUAUUUGUUUCCAAAAACACACACACACACAUGUAUCCAUCCAUCCAUCUCAACCCCCCCCCCCCUCCCCCCCUCAUGCACUGUGUGUGUGUGCGUGCGAAUAGCAUGCAUGUGUAUGUGUAUUUGUGAACAAUAAUCUGUUGUUAUUGAAAUGUUUCCUGGGCUAAUGUGUUCAAAAUAUGAUAUAUUGUGUAUCUAUUUUUUAGUAGAUAUAGUCCUUGUAGCAACUAAAAAUACUUACAUAACAUAAAGUUUUUAAUGAAAAAAAAAAAAAAAAAAAGCUCUGUCUGGAUUACUCACUA